GUUUGUUUUCUCCUUAGUUACGGGGACUGUGGUGUGUUGCCAGGAAAGAUUGACCUAAACACACGUACAUCCUUUACACAAAGCUAGGAUGGCCAAAGACAAGAAAAAGUCUGAAGGCAAGAAAACAGAGAAGCCUCCUCCAGAAGGAGUGAUUGCAGGUAAAGUUGAGGAUGCUAUUAACAUAGGCUCAUCUGCGCAGCCAUCUGUGACGCCAAGAGAUGACUUCCAGCAAGCUGAUACAAAAUCAGUGCUGGAGGAUUCACAACUUCUGAAGAGCAUAGAGAUCCGUGAGCCAACACCGGAAUGCUACGAGGAGCCUAUUCUCACCCAGCUGAUUGUGGAAAGAUAUGAGGGAGAAACAGUCCAUGGAUUAUAUGAAGGUGAAGGCAUUGCAUAUUUUCAGGGUGGUCACCUAUAUAAAGGCACAUUUUCAGAGGGCUUAAUGCAUGAAAAGGGUUUGUACUACUGGGCUGAUGGUGUCACUUAUGAGGGUGAUUUUGUUAUGAAUGCUCCUAUGGGUCAUGGUGUCUACAGAUGGCCUGAUGGUAGCACUUACGAAGGAGAAGUGUGUAGUGGAAUGAGACAUGGCCUGGGAGUGUACAAGUGUGGCACUCAUAAAGUUUCUUAUACUGGUGAAUGGAAUCAGAGCAAAAGACAUGGGAAGGGUACAAUUUAUUAUAACCAAGAAGGAACCAGCUGGUAUGAGGGUGACUGGGUAAAUAAUGUUCGUGAAGGAUGGGGUGUUGCAAGCUAUAAAUCUGGGAAUGUUUAUGAAGGACAGUGGAAAAAUAAUGUGCGUCAUGGAGAAGGAACAAUGAAAUGGGUGACGGAAAAUGAACAAUACACUGGGCAAUGGGUAAAUGGAACACAGCAUGGUCAUGGAACCCAUACGUGGUUCUUGAAGCGAGUACAAGGAUCACAGUACCCCUUGAGGAAUGAGUAUGUAGGUCAGUUUGCCAACGGACUUCGUCAUGGAUGUGGAAAGUUCUUUUAUGCAAGUGGAGCAGUCUAUGAUGGAGAGUGGCAACUCAACAAGAAACAUGGUUGGGGAAAGUUUAUUUUUAAAAAUGGUCGCAUCUUUGAGGGAGAAUUUAUUGAUGACCACAUGGCAGAGUUCCCCAGUUUCACGAUUGAUGGAAUGAAGACACCUGAUCUCAGUGGCAUUCGAACACAGACACCACUUGGUAUAGACACAGAGGAAUCCAUAUCCAGACCCUGUUAUUCUGCAUCAGUACUUGGACCCAAUUUGGAGCUGGACAUUUCAUCAUUGUUGGAGAAAUUUGCAGAGGAAGAAAGAGAAGAAGAGAUGAAGCAGGUGUGUUAUGCUGUUCUGAGACAUAUCAGUGUGCUCCGAAACAUCUAUUAUUUCUACAGCAGCCUUGGAAAUAAGCACUCCCUAGACAACACUUUUCUACUAAACCGACUUCAGUUCUGGAGAUUUCUGAAAGACUGCAAGUUUCAUCACCAUAAUCUCACAUUAGCAGACAUGGACAAAAUACUGUAUGGGCAUGCUGCAGUUGUGCACAUCCAUUUCCCCUUUGAAACCGUGUUACUGAGAACAUUUUUAAGCAGCAUAAUCUACCUCGCUUAUCACAUUCACCAUAAACAAUACCUGGCUAAUAACCACAGACCUAUACUGGUGCAUUGCUUUUCAAAGCUGAUGACAGAAAAUAUCCUUCCUAAUGCACAGAAUGUAAAUGGACACAUGUUUCGUGAACAACAUCAGUUUCUAAAUGCAGUUGGUGAUAUCGGAAAAUGCUGGGAAAUUUAUAAUGCCUACUGCCAAAUAAAUCAUAAAUAUCCUGAUAAAUGUUCAAUGAAGAUGAGGCAAUUUAUUUGGAUGUUGAAGGAUUUAAAGUUACUGAGCAAAGACUUGACUACCACCAAACUCCUUGAAAUCCUUGCAGAGGACAACCCUUCUGUGUAUGAUGGGUCUGAAAGCAACUUAGAGCUGGAAAUUACUUUUCUUGAAUUUUAUGAAGCCCUUCUUGGAUGUGCAUUAGUAUAUGUUACCGAUGAUGUGAUGAAGGAGUCAGAAGUAUAUUCAACAAAUAUGAAUAACCUUGAUGCUGACAUUGCUGCAUACAUAGACCAGCCAAGUGAAACAACAGUGCUUCAGCAAGACCCUGAGAGUCACAUGACUGAGAUGACAUUUACAGAUUCUUCCGCCACAAUUGGUAGCUCAGCAAAUACAAAUACAUUCCAGGACCAGAUUGCGCAGUCAUCUGAAAGCAAUCCCAUGAAGAAAUCAGAGCAAGAAAAGUCAAAAGAAUGCUUAAUAGAAAGAAAACUUUCCAGGCAGAAUGCAAAAAGUCAGAUCGAUUUACAAGGGCAAUCCAUGCAACAGAACAGUGAUGGUUUGAACAGUUUAUCGUCUGUUUCAUCCAUGCCAGCACCAUUAGUGCAAACUGCCCAAAAGGAAGACAAACACGGUGACAUUUUAGUUCAGUCAAUGCCUGCUUUGGAUCUAGACAUUGCCAACUUCUAUCAAGAAGAAACAUCAGACAAAACCGCAGCAGCUGUGAAUGAAACAGAGAAGUCUAAUCUGUGGAUAAAUCAAAUUUAUAUAUUUUUUGUGAAGAAGCUUUUUCCAGCACAUGAGUACCUUGAACUUCUCAAGAAAGAAGCAAAGAAAUACCGGGCAGAACAAGCUGAGCUUGCACGACAGGCCAAGAUCAAAGCUGAGGAAGCAAGGUUAUUAAAACAUUUCUUCCAGUACAGUAUUUACUUUUGUAAAAGUCAUGUUUUUGAAUUUUUAUUAUGA
This is a messenger RNA of Protopterus annectens (West African lungfish), 2764 nucleotides long. Its product is annotated as radial spoke head 10 homolog B-like. The transcript is spliced from 20 exons. NCBI's taxonomy places the organism in Eukaryota, Metazoa, Chordata, Ceratodontiformes, Protopteridae. The coding region runs from base 89 to 2764 and encodes 891 amino acids. The record is from RefSeq and is a predicted model, not a curated record.